Molecule: messenger RNA, 1097 nt
Organism: Maniola jurtina (meadow brown)
Lineage: Eukaryota; Metazoa; Arthropoda; Insecta; Lepidoptera; Nymphalidae
Gene: brk
Product: proline-rich protein 36-like
Exons: 1
Coding region: 16-816 (266 amino acids)
Molecular function (GO): sequence-specific DNA binding
Source: RefSeq, a predicted model, not a curated record
UCGCGUCGCGCGCUCAUGUCGGAGCGGUAUGCGCUGGCAGCGAGCGCGCCGCCAACAUCCCGCCGACACCGCGCGGCAGUCAGUUCGGCGCCGACACCCAUCCCGCGCACACGUCCGCAAGCCAUGGCCGCCGCGACCACGCACUCGGCCCCCGCUCCCUCCGAGCGCCGCUCCGACACCCGUGCCGGCUCCCGCCGCAUCUUCCCACCGCAGUUCAAACUCCAAGUUCUCGACGCCUACAGGCGCGAUACUCAAUGCCGAGGAAACCAACGUGCCACUGCCAGAAAGUUUGGAAUUCAUCGCCGCCAAAUACAGAAGUGGCUGCAAGCCGAACCAGCUCUCCGAGCCGCGCUGCUCAGGCGAGCGCCGCAGCCGGCCCCGUCGCCUCCGCCUUACUCCGUCGGCUCCCCGGAGAGCGCUCGGCUGCCGUCGCCCCCGCCGGCGUCGGCCAGCUUGCCCACGGCGGUCGCAGUGCCCACGCCGCUGCCGGCGCCGAUCCCAGUGAUACCGCCUACGACGGAACCCAUAGACUUGUCGAUGCGACGCCUGUCCGCCGCCCCCGUGUCCGUGCUGUCGUACGCGCCGUCGAGCGUCCCCGAGCAGCCGCAGCCCCGCAAGCCGUUCAAGCUGUUCAGGCCGUACCUGCUGGACGAGGAGGAGGAGAAGCGGCCGUCGCUGGCCGCGCUGCCGGUGUCGCACGGCGUGCACGUGUCCGCGUUCGUGCCCGUGCAGAGCGCGGCGGGCUGCGCGCUGGCCGCGUGCGGCGCGCCGCGCUGGUGCCCGCCCGCGCCGUCCUUCUCGGCCCCGCUGAGAUGAGAAGACGCCACCGGGGCCGUUCCCUCGUUCUGUGAUCUAGUCGUCGACGCCCGCUCGGCGCCGCCCGGGGCGUAGCCCUCCAACACCGUGCCUUAACGUACACGUCGCCAUAGUGCAUUAUGCCGUCAUUAGGAAAUGACGAUCUAUUUUUGAGUAUAAUUAAUUAUAAGAAUAAGAAUGUAUUUUUAUAUGUGGGGUUUAUAAAGCGUACCUACAUUUAUGCAGAUUAUAAUGAUAUAACAAUUAUUAUUAUUAUAUUAAUAAAGAGAGUUGUUUACUAA